UGGGGUGUGUUUGUUAUUGGUGGUGAACCCGGAAAUAGGCGGGGUUAUAUAUCUCCGGGGGGCGGGUUGUGAGUGCGGCAAGCGCUGGCAUGGCGGCGUGUACAAGAUGAUUACACCAUCAUUCUUGUGAGCCAUCAGUUUUGUACAUCACUCAAAAAAGCAAUGGAUAAUGUGCCAGAGUUAUAUGAAAUCUUCAAAGGAGAGGUUGCAAAUGUCACAGAUUAUGGAGCAUUUAUCAAAAUUCCAGGUUGCACAAAGCAAGGUCUUGUCCACAAAACACACAUGUCAUCUUCUCAUGUUGACCAUCCUUCAGAAGUAGUAGACAUUGGUGAGAAAGUGUGGGUGAAGGUUAUUGGUAACGAGAUAAAAGAUGGGAAGCAGAAAAUCUCCUUAUCCAUGAAGGUUGUCAACCAAGGAACAGGGAACGAUAUUGAUCCAAACAAUGUGGUUUUGGAGCAGGAUGCACGAAAGAGACGAGAGUUUAAGGACUACAGCAAGCAGAAGAUAAUACUGGAGGCUGUACUGAACACUGUGUGUAAAAAGUGUGGAUGUAAAGGGCACUUUGCGAAUGACUGUUUCGUGCAACCUGGAGGAACAAAAUACAGUUUGGUACCGGAUGAGGAUGAGGAUAAGGAAGAUGAAACAAAAUCUAAGAAGACAGCUAAGAAGAAAAAGAAGACCUUAUUUUCCAUGCACAUGGAAGGAACAGGAUUUCUGACUGCAAAAGAUUCAGUCCUUUACAUCUAGGCAUGCCAGAGACAUUCCCUAGACCUGAACCCAGUAGGGUUAUAGGACACCGGAAGAAGGUCAUAAAAUCACCUAUCAUGAUUUUUUUAGUAGGAAAAGGGUUACGCUCUUAGGAAUUGUUUGCUUGAAGAUACAGCAUCAGAGCUUAUCUGACUAGUUCACCCAAUUCGAUGCGUUUACAGCUCGGUAUGUAUCCUUCAUGUCACCCCGGUGGACGAACUGGAUGUGACUAACCAAUAUUCGUCUUUUACUCCUACUAUAGAAUUAAUUCCUUGUGGUAGGGAUCUGCUUAACUUAACACUCAUUGGUGCCUGGAGUGGAUUAUGAUCUCAAACACCGGAUAUUUACGAAAUACUGUAUUUUGUUGGUGUAUAACACUCACGUGUUUACCCUGAAAAUGUAGGGUAAACUGUGCCUGCGUGUUAUACGCAGGGGGCUGUGGAAAAUUUCUUUCCCCGACACUUUUGGUUUUUCUGUUAUAUACCAAUAAAUGCGGUGGUUACUCGCA
Rana temporaria (common frog) is the source of this 1255-nucleotide messenger RNA. RefSeq names its product zinc finger CCHC-type containing 17 (gene ZCCHC17). Lineage: Eukaryota; Metazoa; Chordata; Amphibia; Anura; Ranidae. The coding region runs from base 163 to 747 and encodes 194 amino acids. The transcript is spliced from 8 exons. Gene Ontology annotation, molecular function: RNA binding; zinc ion binding. The record is from RefSeq and is a predicted model, not a curated record. Gene Ontology annotation, biological process: RNA stabilization.